CCCUCUUGCUGUGUGUGUGUCUCUCUCUCUUCCUCCGUCCGAAUCAAUCUUAUAAUCCUCGCUCGCUCGCUCGCUCGCUCGCAUCUCUCCGCCAUUUCCAGAGUCUCCAUCGCCGCCCCUCUCUCUCUCUCUCUCUCCUCGCCGCGCCUGUCCCCGUCUCCGCCGUGCUCAGAGCGAGCUCGCCAUUCGCGAGAUCUCGCCGCCGCCCGCAAGAGGAAAACCUCCGCCGGCCGGAAAUGCCCCGCGCCUAGGGUUUUCUCCGAUUCCGCCGAUUCCCCCCCGCCGUCCGAGGAGCCUCCUCCGAUUUCGGCCUCCGCAUUUCGGAGCGGGCCCCUCAGGGAUCGAUCGAUCGAUCGAGCGAGCAUCGGGGGUGGGCGAGAACGCGAUGUCGCAGGGGUACGCAAUCGAGCUCUACUUCGACCCGGCGCUGGAGAACCAGGUGCUCAAGGCCUGGAACGUCCUGGCCCGCCGCCAAAUCAGCACCCAGCUCAUCGAGAUCGAGGCCCGGCCCCACAUCACCCUCCUCUCCUCCCCCUCCCUCGAGCCCCUCAAGCUCGAGGGCGUCGUCCGGGCCUUCGCCGCCCGGCAGGAGCCCGUCCCGCUCUCCUUCUUCGCCGUCGGCAGCUUCCCCGUCGACAACAACGUCCUCUUCCUCGCCCCCAAGGCCAACAUGGCCCUCCUCCAGCUGCACUCCCAGCUGUGCGACGCCAUGCGGAAGGAGGGCGUCGACGUCGGGGAGGAGUUCCGCCCCGAGUCGUGGACCCCGUACUGCACCGUCGCGCAGGACGUGCCGAAGACGCGCAUGGCCGAGGGCUUCUGCGUGUUGCGGGACCUGAAGUUGCCGGUCACCGGGUAUGGGGUGGACAUCGGGUUGGUGGAGUUCCCGCCUGUUAGGGAGGUGUUCUCUUAUGUGCUAGGUAACCCUGUAGAAGGAUGAGAUUUUGAGGAUACUCUGUGAUCAGUUGAUAUGAAGAUUUAAUCCGCGUGUUCCGAUGGGAACACGGUGCAAUUUAUUUCUUAUUGGGUUUCGAACUCAUAUUGAUGGUGGUACUUAGAGAAUCGCCCUCUCUGCAAUUUUCAUGCUUUUGAAGGUUGGUGGCAGCAGCCGAGCGCAUAUAAGUAGCCAUGUUUUGUGAUUAGAGAUUUGUUUGCUUGUGCUGAAGCUGUCAAUGUGACUACAUUAGGUAAUUUGUACAGGCAAAUACUCUCAAUAAAUUCUUGUGUUCUAACUAAUAUCA
Eucalyptus grandis is the source of this 1238-nucleotide messenger RNA. RefSeq lists its product as uncharacterized. Lineage: Eukaryota; Viridiplantae; Streptophyta; Magnoliopsida; Myrtales; Myrtaceae. The record is from RefSeq and is a predicted model, not a curated record. The transcript has a single exon. Bases 386 to 937 code for a protein of 183 amino acids.